AUGAAUGAACAAGACUACAUCAACCUCAUGAAUGCCAUCAACUCCAUUAUGGGCCCCGAGCCCGAAGACAACAUUGGCUCCGGAGUCGUAGAGCUAGCGUCCUUCUACAUAGACUUCCCAGAAGCCGAGAUGUCCAUGAACCUCGAGGACAUCACCUGGCCGGCUAAACUGGAAGGUCCAAUCUCGUACGAUUAUCUCAUUGAGAAGUACGAGAUAGCAGUCAAUAAGCUGGAGAAGUAUCGCCGAAAUAUCAACGCAUUGCUCGAUCAUUUGGCCCAGGAAAAUGCUACCUUUUCAACUGAGAGCAAGUCUGCGGUGGAGCUGACAGAGAAGCUUACGAAGGAGAAACAGCACGUCCAAAAACUCAUCUAUGCCAUUUAUGGGGUUCUGCUCAAGGCCAAAGAGGAGGCGGAUGAGGAGGCUAUCAUUGAGUCGAUGAGGAGGAUGUCAUUGAGUAAAGCUACCUAG
This is a messenger RNA of Fusarium falciforme, 468 nucleotides long. RefSeq lists its product as hypothetical. The coding region runs from base 1 to 468 and encodes 155 amino acids. Lineage: Eukaryota; Fungi; Ascomycota; Sordariomycetes; Hypocreales; Nectriaceae. The record is from RefSeq and is a predicted model, not a curated record. The transcript has a single exon.